GUUGUGGUGUCGUGAGCUUUACGGCUUCUGCUGCUUCUGCUGCAUCGACCUUGUCUAGCAAAGGAUGGCAGGGAAGGCGUGGAGGUCAGCGAUUCUUAAUCUCCUAAGAAAGUGGGGCGUAACGCUCCAUCGCGAGGAUAAAAUCAAGGCACAGGAAGUGUCAUGGGCGGUUGGAGCUUUGAAGAAAGAGCCUCCACAACCCAGGAUGUUCACCAGUGGGAUUAAAACUGUAACAUUAAUCCCUGGUGAUGGAAUUGGUCCUGAGAUCUCCUCUGCUGUCAUGAAGAUAUUUGAAGCAGCCAAGGCCCCCAUUCAGUGGGAGGAAAGAAAUGUUACAGCCAUCCAAGGACCUGGUGGAAAGUGGAUGAUCCCUCCUGAUGCUAAAGAAUCAAUGGACAGGAACAAAAUUGGCCUUAAAGGACCUUUAAAGACCCCAAUAGCAGCUGGCCAUCCCUCUAUGAACCUGCUGCUGAGAAAAACCUUUGACCUCUAUGCCAAUGUGCGCCCCUGUGUGUCUAUCGAGGGCUACCAGACCCCCUACACUGAUGUGAACUUGGUUACCAUCAGGGAGAACACUGAGGGAGAAUAUAGUGGGAUUGAACAUGUGAUUGUCGAUGGAGUAGUUCAGAGUAUUAAGCUUAUCACAGAGCAAGCCAGCGAACGCAUUGCAGAAUAUGCUUUUGAAUAUGCAAGAAAUAAUCAAAGAGCCAGUGUUACUGCUGUUCACAAGGCCAAUAUCAUGCGCAUGUCAGAUGGGCUCUUCCUACGAAAAUGCAGAGAGGCUGCUGAAAAGCACAAAGAAGUGAAAUUCACAGAGAUGUACUUGGAUACUGUGUGUCUUAAUAUGGUACAGGAUCCCACACAGUUUGAUGUGUUAGUGAUGCCAAAUCUGUACGGAGACAUUUUGAGUGAUCUUUGUGCUGGACUAAUUGGAGGUCUUGGAGUGACACCUAGUGGAAACAUUGGUGCCAAUGGUGUUGCCAUAUUUGAGUCGGUUCAUGGAACUGCUCCAGAUAUUGCAGGGAAAGACAUGGCCAACCCCACCGCCUUGCUGCUCAGUGCCGUCAUGAUGCUUCGGCACAUGGGCUUGCAUGGCCAUGCCAAGAAGAUUGAAAGUGGCUGCUUUGACACCAUACGAGACAAAAGGGUUCUAACGAAAGAUCUGGGAGGAAACUCAAAGUGCUCAGAAUUUACAGCGGAAAUAUGUCAAAGAGUACAGGAUAUGGACUAAAAAGGUUUCCCAGGUGUCAGACUGGCUGUGUGUUGGCUGCUUGAUAGCUGCAUUUUUAUUAUGGCAUGUAUAACAUGACCAAAAACUAGAGAAUAGAAGGCUUGCCUAUUUUACCACAAGCAGUGCACAGUACUCUUCAAAUAUCUAAUAAAAUUAUAUGUAGAGAGCUAUAUUGCCUCUGUAUGAGCAACAUGUACAUCUACAUCAGAAGAAAAUGUGACUGGCUUGAAAACAAAUGUACAAAUCUUAAUAACAUUUAUGAGGCCAAUGAAUAUACAAACACAUAUAAAACCUGUGAAGGGAGACGGGUGAGAGCAGGGACAUGCAGCCAACACAUGGCCCGUCUGAAUACCAAGACAGUGCGGGCUGAAUCCUGCACACACUGGAGCCUCAUGCGAUCAACACACAGCCAGUGUGAAGCGGUCCUUAGGAUCUAGCUCUCUUCACUUCAUCAUGAUAUAUUGUAUCUGCACAUUUUACACCAAAAUAUGUAUUUAAAGAAGACUCAGGAAUUGGAGUUCCUGAAUGUUAAGUUUUCUCUCCGCACACUCCAAAGCACUAUCUUCAACAUGUCGACCUAAAGUUACUGUAGAUGUGAAUAUGAAUCAUUCGUAAGAUUUGUGAUCUGUGUUGGAUAUCGUCUAUUUAUUGGCUGAAUAAAGCCUCUUUUUUACACUGUUAAUUUAACAUUGAAGGCACAUUCCAUUGACCAUCAUGAGCUUCCACUGUCAAAAGGUCACACUAAAAAAAAAAACAAUUAGUAGAUAUAUUUAACUUUUAUGUGGUUUAAAAAUUACAAUUGUGGCUUUAAUGAUAUUAACUCUGUUGCAUGAAAGUUACAGAUGUCUUGGUGUAUUUUUGUUUCACGUCUUACUGUUUUUCUUUCUGCAAAUAUCAUGAAUGUAAACUGUGAAGAAAAAUAAUAUUAACAUGAACUCAGAAAUGCUGGGCCCUUUAUUCAGUGAACUUGCCACAUGUUCGUUUCAUAAGCCACCUCAGCUCAUGAUUUUAAGAGUAAAAAUGAAUUGUGAAGCCACACUAUUCUCAUCAUUCCAUUAGCAAAUAUUAUUCAUUACUUCCAACAUAUUCUCGGUUUCCUCAAAAUUAUUAAGAAAUGAAACGUUUUCCAUACUAAUCAUACAUUCUGAUUGUGUACACAUGACACAAAUCUAUAUUCAAUGCACGUCCACAAGAAUGAUAAUAUAUGCAAGUGAGACAUGAUUUUCAUACUAAAAGUUACACAGCCAUUUCUCUAGGAACGUGACACUUUUCUUUUUUUAGAUAUUUGUUUGGGUCAUUUUUGCAUUUAUUGGAUAGGUCAGCUGAAGAGAGACAUGAAAUGUUGGGAGGAGAGAGUGGGGGAUGACAUGCAGCAAGAAGCUGAUGUUGGAUAGGAAACCCACAGCUGCUGCAACCGGGACUAUACAUACGUGGGGGCACGUGACCUAGCCACUGGGCUAUUUGGAGCCCCCGACACUAUUCUUGAUAGAGGCUCUCUUUGUGUAUCACUUUGUGGUACAUCUUCAACAUGGCUGGACAACGAAGCUUCAUUCUGGGUCCUGUAAAAAAAAAAAUAUCAACACUUAAUUCUAAAAAUCCAAACCAAAAAAAAGCCUUAUUUAGCCUUUUCUUUUAUUAAUAAAUAUAUAUAAUUGAAAUGUAGGCCUGUGUUAACAUCCUGUUUUGUCAUAAAACAUUCUAGGACAGACUGCAAAAUAACAAAACUAGAAAACGAGAUUUAUUUUAAGACAGAAGAAGAUUUUUAACAGCUAAAAUGAAAUAAGCUGCAGCCUUUCCUUUGGUGUGUUAAUACUGCCAAUGUAAGUCUUUCGAUAGUUCACUGUGCACAUGUUUAUUUCCAAAGAUACAGUUACAAAACAUCCCAUUAUGAAAAAAAAUAGAACAACCUUUUGGGUCACAAGAACAGAAAAGAACUUCCUCUUGUCAAAUGAGCAUGACAUUGCUGAUAGGUUGCUCCGUCUUCACUGCUUCCUCAAAGGAGGAAUAUUCUCUUUUCUAUCUGAGGUAAUUCACUCUGAUUAGAGAGUGAGGGCACCCUGACAUUACAUCUGUUUGUUGCAAUGAUGAUGUUGCUGCAUAUUCUGUCCAGAACAACAUGUGCUCAGGUUUGUUAUACACCGAAUGUGAGCUGGUGACCUUAAAAAAAGUAAUUAUUUUGACACUAGCCGUAUUGUUCAGUUAGCUCUUCAUUUCAUUAUCUCUGUGAUGUAAGGGAAAAAAACAUAUUUGUGUAUUCAUCAGGUUUCUACAGUACAGUCAUCCAUCUACAUUUUACUUGUCUAGUCCAUAUUUCAUAGACCCGUGAAAAUAAUAUCUCCCCAAAAGUAAAUUUCACUCGUGGCCUCGAGUCCAUGUUGGCCUUUUGGUCAUGACAGGCUGAAUGUUACCACGGCUUUAACCGAGAAAAUCCUUAUUUCUGUAGUUUCUGUUCAUGAAAUUCAAAGCACUUAAACAUAAAAAAAAAUCCAAAUAUAAAUAUUACAUUUCUUUUAUUUCUUCAUAGGCCUAUUGUAGUUUGCGAGCUUUGUGUCCUAAAAUGAAGUGAGGGCAUGUGCUCAUGCUAUAAGCCUCACUAAAGUGGAUAUUAAGGCAAAAAAAUAAGAAAACUUUGAAUC
Labrus mixtus (cuckoo wrasse) is the source of this 3867-nucleotide messenger RNA. It is a transcript of the gene idh3a, whose product is annotated as isocitrate dehydrogenase (NAD(+)) 3 catalytic subunit alpha. Gene Ontology annotation, biological process: tricarboxylic acid cycle; isocitrate metabolic process. Gene Ontology annotation, molecular function: magnesium ion binding; NAD binding; isocitrate dehydrogenase (NAD+) activity. Bases 65 to 1231 code for a protein of 388 amino acids. The transcript is spliced from 12 exons. The record is from RefSeq and is a predicted model, not a curated record. Lineage: Eukaryota; Metazoa; Chordata; Actinopteri; Labriformes; Labridae. Gene Ontology annotation, cellular component: mitochondrion.